AAGACAAAUGUCCAAUGAAAAAAAAAAAAUGCUAAAUGCAAACUCUUAUUCUUGCUAUUAUAGCCGUUGUUAAGCUACAAAAGCUUAAGGGGACACACAAUAUACUUCAUAUUGAAGCCAUGAGAAAAUAUGUUAUUUUUCUUCUCACUAUACAAUCCUGCCUGAUAAUUAAAUCAUAUUCUGAAUCCGUUAUCAGAAGACUUCCUGGAUAUUCCAAAGAUCUUCCUUUCAAAUUAGAAACUGGUUACAUUGGAGUUGGGGAGAAAGAAGACGUACAAUUGUUUUACUAUCUUGUUGAGUCGACGAGAAAUCCAAAAGAGGAUCCUUUGAUAUUUUUUAUACCUGGUGGUCCGGGGGCUUCCGCCUUAGUUACCUUCUUGUAUGAAAUAGGUCCACUUAACUUCAAUUUGGAUGAUGACCUAAAUAAUCUCACAUUAACAUUGAAUCCAAAUGCAUGGACACAGAUGGCUAAUAUCAUAUUCGUGGAUAUACCUGCUGGUACUGGCUUUUCCUAUUCAGAAACCAAAGAAGGAUGGAUUAGCAGUAAUAGUAUUCUAGCCAUCCAAGCUGUGGACUUCAUUAAAAAGUUUCUGAGUGAUCGUCCCAAAUUUUUGAGGAAUCCAUUAUAUAUAGCAGGAAUUUCUUACAUUGGCAUUAUCGUUCCCAAAAUCACUCUAGAAUUAUAUGAAGGUAACGAGCGUGGAGAUCAAACCGCAUUCAACAUUCAAGGUUACAUUCUUUUGAGUCCUUUCACCAAUAAGUUCACGGAUAUCAAUUCAAGACUUGAAUAUGCUCACCGUAUAGCACUCAUAUCAGACGAUAUUUAUCAGUCAGCCGUGAACAGUUGCCAUGGUAAUUAUGUAGACAUUAAUUCCGCAAACUCAGCAUGUUUAAAUAGUCUGCAAAGCUAUGAAGAGUGCACAAGCCAUAUUAAUUUGGAAAACAUUUUGGAACCAUUUUGCGACGAAAAUGAUCCCGCACUAGAUUGUGAAACUGAUUUUAACAAGGUCAUAACUAAAUGGGCGAACACCAAAGUUGUACAACAAGCUCUCAACAUUCGUCAAGGAACAAUUGGAAAAUGGGAAUUGAUCAACAAUACCUUGCAUUACCAUCAAGGAAAGAAUGACACAUUGUGUUAUUCUUAUGAUAUCUUUACUAGUUUUUCCCACCAUAAGGAACUUUCUAGUAAAAAAUGUAGAGCUUUGAUUAUGAGUGGUGAUCAUGAUUUAACAUUUCCAUAUGUUGGGGUUGAGCAAUGGAUAACGUCUCUCAAUGUGCAAGUUGAAGUGCCAUGGAAACCGUUUUACAUUGAUGGUCAAGUUGGAGGAUAUAUAACAAAAUAUGCCCAAAACGAUUAUUCAUUGACAUUUGCUACGGUUAAGGGCGCAGGACAUACAAUUCCACAUGACAAGCCUAGGCAAACCAUGGUAUUAACUCAAGAGUGGUUUUCCUCACAAACGUAUUCAAGCGAUUCUUAGAUGAAAUAAGAUGAGUUGUUACUCAUCAUCACCAAAUAUGUAAUUGAAGAAAAAUGGUCAUAUAUAUAUGCAAACUUUGUGCUUUAUAUUUAUUGUCAUCAAUGAAAGUUAUAAUCCCUACACAUCCUUAAGUUU
Messenger RNA from Helianthus annuus (common sunflower), 1613 nucleotides. RefSeq names its product serine carboxypeptidase-like 13. Gene Ontology annotation, molecular function: acyltransferase activity, transferring groups other than amino-acyl groups; serine-type carboxypeptidase activity. Bases 36 to 1478 code for a protein of 480 amino acids. Lineage: Eukaryota; Viridiplantae; Streptophyta; Magnoliopsida; Asterales; Asteraceae. The transcript has 14 exons. Gene Ontology annotation, biological process: secondary metabolic process; proteolysis. The record is from RefSeq and is a predicted model, not a curated record.